AUGGCGGCGCUGUUUCAGCAGCUCUUCACCCGCGAGCAGGGCCUGGGACGGCGCCCCUCCUAUUCCCUGCAGAAGCUGCAGGCGCUGCACGACAGGUUGCAGUCGAUCCUGGAGACCGACGAGUCCGCGGAGGCCGUGGAGGUGAUCCGCUCCAUGACCGAGGCGCUGCUCUGGGGCGAGCAGAACGAUGACAAUGAUCAAUUCUUUGAUUUCUUUUGCGAGAACUGCAUUUUGUCGGAUUUCGUUCAGAUCUUGGGCCGAAACGUGCCCAAGACCGUGAAGGUGCAGUUGCUGCAGAGCCUCUCGAUGUUGAUCCAGAACAUUCGCAGGCCGACGUCGUUGUACUACCUCUUCAGCAACAACUACGUAAACCAACUCAUCGCCACUCAAUUUGACUGGUCCGAUGAGGAGAUUCUUAGUUACUACAUCAGUUUUUUGAAGUCUUUGGCUCUGAGACUAAACCAAGAGACCGUGAAGCAGCUUGGCAACGGAGCGGAUCAAAGGGAUCUGGUGUUCUUCUUCAACGAGCGCUCCCAACAGUUCCCGCUCUUUACGGAGGCGAUCCGUUUCUUCAGUCACCGGGACCAGAUGGUACGAACCUCGGUGCGCAACAUGACGCUGCGCGUCUUCCGCCUGGACGACGAGGCCAUGCAGCGCUUCGUACUACGGGUGGCCAGGCCCUACUUCCAGCGGCUCUCAGAAUAUCUGGCGCUGCUGUGGUGUCAACUGGAGGAAGCCCGUGGCUCCUCCGCGAUGGAAGAAGCCAAUGACGAACAGCAGGAUCUGCUGAUGUGUCCCGAAUGCUGA
This is a messenger RNA of Cladocopium goreaui, 807 nucleotides long. NCBI's taxonomy places the organism in Eukaryota, Dinophyceae, Suessiales, Symbiodiniaceae. The record is from the annotation of a GenBank genome assembly.